Messenger RNA from Vigna radiata var. radiata (mung bean), 779 nucleotides. Its product is annotated as putative phosphatidylglycerol/phosphatidylinositol transfer protein DDB_G0282179. Gene Ontology annotation, molecular function: sterol binding. Bases 74 to 532 code for a protein of 152 amino acids. The transcript is spliced from 4 exons. NCBI's taxonomy places the organism in Eukaryota, Viridiplantae, Streptophyta, Magnoliopsida, Fabales, Fabaceae. The record is from RefSeq and is a predicted model, not a curated record. Gene Ontology annotation, biological process: intracellular sterol transport.
UGGCAGAGAAGAACAUUAAGAAGUUAACCUGCGGAAGCAAAGUUGCUUGAGCUAUUUCCAACUACCCUUCUCCAUGGAAAUCUUAAGCUCCAAGUUCUUCUUCUUUUCAACUCUCUGUCUUCUCUGCGCAUUUACCAACGCCGCAGAUAUUCGCUAUUGCGAUAAGAAAGCUGACUACGAUGUUGAGGUCAGCGGGGUUGAGAUAUCUCCUGAUCCCAUUGCACGAGGCCAGCCUGCUACAUUCAGCAUUGCUGCAACUACAGGUAAAGCAUUGUUAGGAGGGAAGCUAGUGAUUGAUGUGUCGUAUUUCGGAUGGUACAUACAUAGUGAGACUCAUGACCUUUGUGGAGAAACCACUUGCCCUGUUUCCAUUGGUGAUUUCGUCAUUGCUCAUUCACAAGUUUUACCUGGAUUCACUCCACCUGGCUCAUACACUCUGAAGAUGAAGAUGAUCGAUGGAAAUAAGCAUGAGUUAACUUGCAUCACAUUUGGUUUUACUAUUGGGUUUGGUUCCUCUGUUGCAGAUAUCUAAUUGUUUAAGUCUAUGAUCAGGAACAAAUUUGUAUAAUUUGUACAAACUGCGAAGUAUUACCAUAUCCUUCUUCUAUAAUCCAGCAUGCUUAGAAAGUAAAAUGGGUUGAAGUUCUUUCAGGGAUUCGAAAACACAAUUUCCUUACAUGUGUGUGUCUUAUUGAUGAACAUCAUGUAAUGUUAUGUACAACAAUGUCCACAAAAAGGGCUAAAUUAUACCAUUGGUUCAUAUCUUUUAGCAAAGUCAA